GAAACGAAAAACCGAGGAGUUGAAGGAGAAGAGGGCGGAAAAAAGGUGGUGGGUGCCACCUCCGCAGCCUCACUGACUCACACCCACACAGCUCCAACACGGCAAUGCCCACCCAUUGAUGGACCGACCGACCCACUUCCUAAUUUUCGUUUCUUUUGCCUUUCUGAGUUUCUUCCUUCUUCUACUCUAAAACUCUCUGCAUUGCUGCUUUCUUACUAAUUUUGCGAGAUCCCCAUCUUGGUUUCUCUUCCACGAUUGAUGAGUGAGAGCCUGAGAGGGGAAUCUCAGUGAUUACACAGCGAGAGAUCGCCCCGUUGGGUUUCUUUCCCUUCCUCUGUUUUUUUUUUUAUUGUCUCAGGAAAAAAGAAACUAGAGAAGGGAGGAAAUGAAGUUCGUGCGCUCUAGGUGUUUGUUGUAAAGCAUCAUUGGGUUUCUUCUGGAAUUUUGAUUGGUUGGGGAUAUGAUCCCCGUUGCUUUCUGUUUGACUCGUCGAGCAUGGAGAGGGUGAUUUGAUUUGAAGAAACCUCAAGAGUUUUAAGAAAGGAAGGGGGUAUCUUCGUCCGGUGGGCAUAAUUCACUACCAUUUUUCUGGCGUGGAGUGGGCUUUUGGUGUUCUUCGGCCUAGGAACCCCAAAAAAGGGAAACGAAUUUCAAGGUCGGGUCUUUUUGGUUGUUUUCUCGUCUGGGUUAUUGCAGCCAGAUUGUGCAGAUUUCUGCGACGUGCCCUUUUCCCUUUCUCUUCUGCUUUGUCUCCUUGUGCUCGUUGGAGAAGAAGACACGAACGGGCAGAGAGAGAUACAGAGGGAGUGUGUCUGUGUGUUCGUCGAAACGGUCGUUUUUGUUUCCCUUUCUCCUCUACCACCGCCUCUUCCUGCAUCUCUCUCUAUCUCUCGCCCGCGCUCUGCAUCCGCCUUUUGGUGUUUGUUCUUCGUCUUGCGUGACAACCGUAUUUGUUUCUUUGCGCAAUGAUUCUAUCUCCUAAAUGAGCUAUAUCCCCUUCCCAUUCAAUGCCCCAGAUGGUGAAAAACUGAAAUGCCUUCUUAGCUCGAUUUGAUCUCUACUCUCUUUCCUCUCCCUGCUCAGUGAUAUUUCCUUCCUCGGAGGUAAACCCACCAUUCUACUCAUCAAUACCGCCGCAUUCUCACUCUCUCUUCCACCGUCGUCACCAUAACUCCCCACCACCAACUUGCGUUUUCUAUUUCUAUAAUGGGUUCCACCUAUUGGGUUGAUAGUCACAAUAGGCUAUCAUUCCAAACUGCAUUCAGGGCAAUCCACGGCCUUCCCGAGUUGGAACUCGCCUCAAUUUGCGUCAAUUUGACACUGUUUCUGGUGUUCCUGUUGAUCAUCUCCGCCAGGCAGCUUUUCGUCUGUGUUGGCAGGAUCAGGCUGCUGAAAGAUGAUGCCCCAUCGGUUGCUGGCUCCAGCCCAGUUCGACGGACUGGUGUUGGGGAUGGAGAGACCCGUGAUGUUGUUGUGGGAACUAUCUUCAAGUUCUCUUUGUUCUGUUGCUUCUACGUCUUGUUUCUGCAGUUUCUGGCGCUGGGAUACGAUGGUAUUGUUUUGGUUAGAGAGGCCGUUAGUGGAGAAGUUCAGGAGUGGACUGUGCUUUGCUUACCUGCUUCUCAAGGCUUAGCAUGGCUUGUCUUGAGCUUUUGGACUCUUCAUUGUAAGUUUACGGCAUGCGAGAAGUUCCCGCUCUUGCUCAGGUUGUGGUGGCUGUUCUCGUUCCUGAUGUGCUUGUUUACUUUGUAUGUUGAUGGGAGGAGCCUUCUGGCAGAAGGCUAUGGACAUUUGAGUGCUCCAGUUCUGGUGAAUUUCGCUGCAACCCCUGCUCUGGCUUUUCUGUGCUUUAUUGCUAUCAGAGGCGCUACUGGCAUACUAGUAAUGAGGAACUCUGACCUUCAAGAACCACUGCUUCUGGAAGAAGACUCUGCAUGUCUCAGAAUAACUCCCUACAGUGAUGCUGGGUUCUUUAGCGUGCUCACUCUUUCUUGGUUGAACCCACUUCUUUCCACCGGUGCAAAGAGACCUCUAGAACUGAAGGAUAUUCCUCUUCUUGCACCACAAGAUCGAGCCAAAGCCAAUUAUAAGCUUCUGAAUUCGAAUUGGGAGAAAAUGAAAGCUGAGAAUCCUUCUAAGCAACCUUCUUUAGCUUGGGCAAUUCUCAAGUCAUUCUGGAGAGAAGCAUUUCGGAAUGCUAUCUUUGCCAUGUUGAAUACUGUAGUUUCAUAUGUUGGCCCAUACUUGAUUAGUUACUUUGUGGAGUAUCUGGGGGGGAAGGAGACUUUCCGCCAUGAGGGGUACAUUCUAGCAGGAAUAUUUUUCUCGGCCAAGCUUGCUGAGACGUUUACAACCCGCCAAUGGUAUCUUGGGGUUGACAUAUUGGGUAUGCAUGUGAGAUCGGCUUUGACUGCCAUGGUGUAUCGUAAAGGACUCAAGCUAUCAAGCACAUCCAAGCAAAGCCAUACCAGUGGAGAAAUUGUGAACUACAUGGCAGUUGAUGUCCAGAGAGUAGGGGAUUACUCUUGGUAUCUCCAUGACAUAUGGAUGCUUCCCUUGCAGAUAAUUCUUGCUCUGGCCAUUUUGUAUAAGAAUGUUGGAAUUGCUGCAGUUGCGACUUUGCUCGCCACCAUCUUCUCUAUUGUGGUUACCAUCCCUCUGGCUAGGAUGCAAGAAAAUUAUCAAGACAAACUCAUGGCUGCAAAGGACGAAAGGAUGAGGAAGACCUCUGAGUGCCUGAGGAACAUGAGGAUCCUGAAGCUGCAGGCUUGGGAGGAUAGGUAUCGACGAGAACUGGAGGACAUGCGGAGUGUGGAAUUCAAGUGGCUACAGAAAGCCCUUUAUUCACAAUCAUUCAUAACAUUCUUCUUUUGGAGCUCUCCUAUAUUUGUUGCUGUUGUUACGUUUGGUACUUCCAUAAUGUUGGGUGGUCAGCUCACAGCUGGAGGCGUUCUUUCUUCACUAGCCACUUUCAGAAUUCUCCAAGAGCCACUCAGGAACUUCCCGGACUUGGUUUCUAUGAUGGCCCAAACAAAAGUAUCCCUUGAUCGACUUUCUACAUUCCUGCAGGAGGAAGAGUUACAGGAAGAUGCAACCAUUGUGCUACCACGAGGUACAGCUGCCUUUGCCAUCGAAAUUAAAGAUGGCGAGUUUUGCUGGACCCCUUCUGUUCCAAGGCCCACCUUAUCCGGGAUAGAGAUGAAAGUUCAAAUUGGAAUGCGUGUAGCUGUUUGUGGCAAAGUUGGCUCUGGCAAGUCAAGCUUCCUCUCAUGCAUUCUUGGCGAGAUCCCGAAAAUUUCUGGUGAAGUGCGAGUUUGUGGCACUGCUGCUUAUGUCCCUCAGUCUGCUUGGAUACAAUCGGGAAAUAUUGAAGAAAAUAUCCUAUUCGGCAGUCCAAUGGAUAAAGCGAAGUACAAAUCAGUUAUUCAUGCUUGUUCACUCAAAAAGGAUUUGGAGCUUUUCUCACAUGGUGAUCAAACCAUAAUCGGUGACCGAGGUAUAAAUUUGAGUGGUGGCCAGAAGCAAAGAGUUCAGCUUGCAAGGGCACUUUAUCAAGAUGCAGAUGUUUAUUUGCUGGAUGAUCCAUUCAGCGCUGUUGAUGCACACACUGGUUCGGAAUUGUUCAAGGAAUACAUAUUAACAGCAUUAGCAGCUAAAACUGUGAUUUAUGUCACUCAUCAAGUUGAGUUCUUGCCAGCUGCAGAUUUAAUACUGGUUCUCAAGGAAGGUCAAAUAACACAAGCAGGCAAGUAUGAAGAGCUUCUACGAGCAGGAACAGAUUUCAGAAGUUUGGUCUGUGCUCACCAGGAAGCAAUUGGAUCUAUGGAUAUUCCUACUCAUUCAUCAGAGGAUUCUGAUGAGGGUGUGGCUUUGGAUGGUCCCACAAUUCAUCAUAAAAUUUGUGAAGCAUCAGUAAGUAAUGUUGACAAUCUUGCAAAAGAAGUGCAAGAAACUGCAUCUUCUUCGGAUAAGAAAGCAAUCAAAGAGAAAAAGAAAGCAAAACGUUCUAGGAAAAAGCAGCUUGUCCAGGAGGAGGAAAGGGUUAGGGGAAGAGUAAGCAUGAAGGUUUAUUUGUCAUAUAUGGCUGCUGCAUAUAAGGGAAUGUUAGUCCCCCUCAUAAUUCUGUCACAGGCACUAUUUCAGUUUCUUCAAAUAGCUAGUAAUUGGUGGAUGGCUUGGGCGAAUCCCCAGAUGGAAGGAGGAAACCCCAAAGUGAGUCCCAUGGUCCUACUUGGUGUUUAUAUGGGCCUUGCUUUUGGUAGCUCAGUGUUUAUACUUGCAAGAGCUGUUCUGGUUGCUACAUUUGGUCUAGCUGCUGCACAGAAGUUGUUUCUGAUGAUGCUUAGAUGUGUGUUUCGAGCACCUAUGUCUUUCUUCGACUCUACUCCAGCAGGACGGAUCUUGAAUCGUGUAUCCAUUGACCAAAGUGUUGUGGAUCUGGAUAUACCUUUUAGGCUUGGUGGGUUUGCGUCUACAACAAUUCAGCUUAUUGGAAUUGUUGCUGUAAUGACACAAGUCACCUGGCAAAUUUUGCUUCUUGUCAUUCCAAUGGCUGUAGCUUGCUUAUGGAUGCAGAAAUACUAUAUGGCUUCAUCAAGGGAACUGGUUCGCAUUGUCAGCAUCCAGAAGUCUCCUAUCUUCCAUCUUUUUGGCGAGUCAAUUGCUGGAGCAGCCACAAUUAGAGGCUUUGGCCAAGAGAAGAGGUUCAUGAAAAGGAAUCUUUAUCUGCUUGACUGUUUCACUCGUCCUUUCUUUUGCAGUCUGGCUGCCAUUGAGUGGCUCUGCCUGCGCAUGGAACUACUUUCCACCUUCGUGUUUGCUUUUUGCAUGCUUUUACUCGUCAGCUUUCCCCAAGGAAGUAUCGAUCCAAGUACGUAAGGUAUGGCAGGCCUUGCUGUGACAUAUGGCCUUAAUCUUAAUGCUCGUUUAUCACGAUGGGUACUUAGCUUUUGCAAGGUUGAAAACAAAAUCAUUUCCAUAGAGAGAAUAUAUCAGUACAGCCAAAUUCAAAGUGAGGCACCAGCAGUUAUUGAGCAGUCUCGCCCACCAUCCACAUGGCCAGAGACUGGAGCAAUUGACAUGAUUGACUUGAAGGUCCGUUAUGGUGAGAAUCUUCCUAUGGUGCUUCAUGGGGUAUCCUGCAGCUUUCCUGGUGGGAAGAAGAUUGGGAUUGUUGGGAGAACAGGGAGUGGGAAGUCUACAUUGAUCCAGGCCUUGUUCCGGUUAAUUGAACCAGCUGGCGGGAGAAUUAUUAUAGACAACAUUGAUAUUGCAAAAAUUGGCCUUCAUGAUCUCCGCAGCUGUCUCAGUAUCAUUCCUCAGGAUCCAACCUUGUUUGAAGGAACCAUUAGGGGAAAUCUCGACCCUCUCCAAGAGCAUACUGAUCAGGAAAUAUGGCAGGCUCUUGAUAAGUCUCAACUCGGCGAUGUAAUCCGUGAGAAAGAUGAAAAGCUUGAUGCGCCAGUGCUAGAAAGUGGAGAUAACUGGAGCGUGGGACAGAGGCAACUUGUUGCACUAGGGCGUGCUUUGCUCAAACAGGCUAGAAUACUGGUACUGGACGAAGCAACAGCAUCAGUUGAUACAGCCACGGACAAUCUCAUCCAAAAGAUCAUCCGGACAGAGUUCAAGAACUGCACUGUCUGCACCAUUGCACACCGUAUCCCAACAGUGAUUGACAGUGAUCUUGUUUUGGUACUAAGCGACGGCCGUGUGGCUGAAUUUGAUGCUCCGAUGCGGCUGUUAGAGGAUAAAUCCUCCAUGUUCCUGAAGCUGGUAACAGAAUACUCGUCAAGGUCAAGUGGCAUACCUGACUUCUGAACUCAAUGAGACAAUAUGCCAAAGCGGAGCAAGCAAGUGUCCGUUGUUCCAAGCUGAAGUUUCCCGGCCACAUCUGAUGAGAUAGGGGUGGAGUGGAUAUGCCGCAGCAAAUUUCUGAUGGAGAAAAACAGAACAAAGGUUAGUCUGAGAAAGGGUGAAGUGAACCGAGGAACCCUUUGCCCCGCAGCUGAAGCACCAGUUGGGGAAAAUCUCCCAGAAUUCAGGCAGAGUAGUCUGUGUAUAAGAGGGAAUAAGAGCUUUAGUUGGGGGGUUGGGGUUCCACUUUUGUCGAAAGAACAAUGUGUAGUAAUAAGAAAUUAAUUUGUAGUGGUAAGUUCAGUGCAGUGGUUACUUAGGAAAUCUGGAAAAGUGUAGUGAAGUGGCGAAGUCGGAACAGCAGUAUAGUUCCCCUUUACUAGCUUUUGUCAGUGUUAGAACUUGUAAGAAGUUUUGUCCUGGAAAAGAAAUAGAAAAACUUUUAAGUGUUGCUCUCCUUGUUCUGUUCAACUGUUUCUGCUUAUUUCACGUAUGUUAAAGCUUUGGCCAACUUCUGGAGUCUUUGGAAUUUGUGUGAAUCAUUGUAUCGU
Molecule: messenger RNA, 6404 nt
Organism: Linum tenue
Lineage: Eukaryota; Viridiplantae; Streptophyta; Magnoliopsida; Malpighiales; Linaceae
Source: the annotation of a GenBank genome assembly